AUGUGGUCUUGUAUAAUGAAACCGUUGGCGGUUCUCGCCUCAGUAGCCGCCCUGGCGGCGCCCGUAUCGGGUGAGAAGCUGCUCUAUUCCAACUCUCUCAACGCCUGUCAGAAGGAGAACGGUUUCAGUGCCAGUAUGUUCCAGGUCACCCUGACGCCAAACAACGGUUCCGCAAGAGUUGUGGCCGCUGCCACUUCGUCCAUCCAAGGCAAGGUCAUCUUUGACAUUCGACUGUCCGCCUACGGCUACCAGUUCCUCCAGAAGGAGUUUGACCCUUGCACCAACAACCUUCCCGGUCUCUGCCCCAUGGUUUCUGGCAAGAUUCCCUUCAAGUUCAACCUCCCUGUUGGAAAGGAGAAUCUCAAGCAAGUUCCUGGAAUCGCCUACACUGUUCCCGAUCUCGAUGCCACCGUCCGUGUUUACGUCAACAGGAGCGACACUAGAGAGUCUGUCGCUUGUGUGGAAGCCGACUUUUCCAAUGGAAAGACUGUCGAUCUCGUGGGUGUCAAGUGGGCGACUGCCGUCAUUGCUGGAUUGGGACUCGUCGCCUCUGCCAUUGUGUCGGGUGUCGGUCACGCCAACACGGCUGCGCACGUCGCUUCCAAUUCUCUCUCGCUUUUCGGCUAUUUCCAGGCGCAGGCCAUUCUCGGUCUUACCAGCGUUGGACUCCCCCCUAUUGUCUCUUCCUGGACUCAGGACUUCCAGUGGUCUAUGGGCAUUAUCAAGGUCGGAUUUAUGCAGGAUAUUUUCACUUGGUACCAGAGAGCCACUGGCGGUACCCCCGAAUCUAUCCUCUACACCGUUGGCUCGAUUUCCGUCGAAGUUCAGAAGCGAAGCCUGCAACUUGCCUCAAACAGUGUCGACCUUUUCAAGCGUGGCGCGGCAAUGAUGCCCCGAGCCAUUGUCGACCUCGCCAAGCGUGGAAACAUUCAGAACGAUGACGGCACAUAUACCGUCUACGGUAUUCAGCGCGUAGCCUUCAAGGCCAAGAUUGAGUCGACAAACCUGUUUAUGACAGGCCUCACCUUCUUUUGCGCCUUUGUUGUCAUCACGGUCCUAGCCCUCGCCGCCUUCAAGGGCAUCUUGGAGCUCUGCGUUCGCCAGAACUGGAUGUCCAAGGACAAGUUCAUGGACUUCCGCAACGGCUGGCUCACCAUCCUCAAGGGUGUUUUGUUCCGCCUGACCCUUAUUGGUUUCCCCCAGAUGACUAUUCUCUGCCUUUGGGAGUUUACCCAGCGCGACUCGCCGGCCGAAGUUGUCUUGGCCGUCUUCUUCCUCUUUGGCAUGGUCUUCAGUCUCGCCUGGGGUGCCAGCAAGGUUAUCCGCAUCGCCCGCCGCUCCGUCGCCAUGCACCGCAACCCGGCCUAUAUCCUCUUCUCGGAUCCCCAGGCCCUCAACAAGUGGGGUUUCCUCUACGUCCAGUUCCGAGCCUCUGCCUACUACUUCAUCGUUCCUAUUCUGAUCUACACCCUGGUCAAGUCCAUGUUUGUGGCCCUGUCCCAAAAGAACAGCGUCGCUCAGGCUAUUGGCUUCAUUAUCAUUGAAGUUGGUUACCUGAUUGCCGCUUCGGUUCUCCGACCCUGGAUGGACAAGCCCACCAACUCGUUUAACAUUGCCAUUGGUGCCAUCAACUUUAUUAACGCGAUUUUCCUUCUCAUCUUCUCCAACGUCUUUGGCCUGCCCAAGAUCGUCGUUGGUGUUGUGGGCGUCAUUCUCUUCGUCCUCAACGCGGCUUUCGCCCUCAUUCUUCUUCUCAUGCUUAUCGUGUCGACCACCAUUGUCUUCUUCCGAAAGAACCCCGAUGCGCGGUACCAGUUUAUGGCCGACGAUCGUGCUUCUUUCAUGAAGUCCCAGACCCAGCUCAACACCACGACUGAGCUUGAUGCUCUUGCGGCUACCGCUCGAGGCGACAAGACGGGUUACAACAAGCACCUCGACCUUGAUGAGGAGGAUUCUAUGUCUUCGGAGAGCCUUCGGAGGCGAGCUGAGAUGAACAACCAGUCCCAGUCCUCGUUCCACCGAGGUGAUGCUCCUCCCCGAUCCCCGGUGAACCCCUCGAUGCCUCUAUUCCCUGCCGACGGACGGCCUCAGAGCCCCUUCCGCUCUGCUUCCCCUAGCCCUUACCAGCAGUCGGGGUCGCCGCUCGUUCAGCAACGGUCAAACAACAACUCUAGCCCGGGUGGAUACCGAUCACAGAACAACGCUAGCCCAUGGCAGCGAGGUGCCGGCUAUGAUCAUUAA
Molecule: messenger RNA, 2241 nt
Organism: Fusarium keratoplasticum
Lineage: Eukaryota; Fungi; Ascomycota; Sordariomycetes; Hypocreales; Nectriaceae
Product: TRP-N domain-containing protein
Exons: 2
Coding region: 1-2241 (746 amino acids)
Biological process (GO): fungal-type cell wall biogenesis; transmembrane transport
Source: RefSeq, a predicted model, not a curated record